This is a messenger RNA of Metopolophium dirhodum (rose-grain aphid), 3295 nucleotides long. Its product is annotated as TAR DNA-binding protein 43-like. The transcript is spliced from 3 exons. Bases 420 to 1517 code for a protein of 365 amino acids. Gene Ontology annotation, biological process: regulation of gene expression. Gene Ontology annotation, molecular function: RNA binding. Gene Ontology annotation, cellular component: nucleoplasm. NCBI's taxonomy places the organism in Eukaryota, Metazoa, Arthropoda, Insecta, Hemiptera, Aphididae. The record is from RefSeq and is a predicted model, not a curated record.
UGAUAACGCGACGAGAAACGUCGGCAGCAUAAGGGUUUUCAGUAUUUGAGCUAUAACAAUUAACAUUAUUAACAACAUUAUUCUUGUUAUUCGGAUGUUGUCGAUGGCUCACCUCAAAUGACAAUAUUAUACUAACGAGAUAAAUUUAACUAUAAUUAAUUUUCAAUAUUUCAGUAAUUCCUUAUUCGUCGAUUUGUUUUUCAAUUAUUUCACAAAUAAUUGAUCGCAGAUUAUAGUUUUGGAUACACCGUUCGAUUAGUUGACUGUACUGAUUUUUACGUUUUAGAUCCGUACGAAUCAUAUUAUAUUCGAUAUUAAUAUAUUUGCUCAUAUUUUGUUAUUGUCUUGGCUGUUGGCUUUAUUUCCCCGCCUAAAUAGAACAUUUGGUUGAACUAUCAAAAAUUAUUUUAUCCAUAGACAUGUAUGUUCAAGUAUCAGCAAGUGAAAACAGUGAUCCUAUUGACAUGCCUACGGAAGGUGACAACAGUCUUCUGUUAUCUACUUUAGAAGCACAAUAUCCUGGAAUAAUCGGUUUGAAGUAUCGUGUUAACAAUAGGUUGCGUAUAGUACGUCUCAAUGAAGGCAAAUUGUACCCUCCCGAAGAUGGCUGGUUAGAUCGUAUGUAUAUGUGCAAUUUUAGAAAUACACCUACAGAAAAACGUAAGCACAGUGAAAUUGAUGAUUGUAAUAAGGCAGAAGAUGAUAACAGUGUUUCUGAUAUGGAUUUGGUUGUACUCGGUUUACCGUGGAAGGUAACUGAAGAGGAUUUGAAAAAAUAUUUCACCAAAUUUGGUCAGGUAGAAUAUACUCAAAUUAAGACUGAUCUUAAUGGUAAAUCAAAAGGGUACGGAUUUGUCAGGUUUAAGCAUAAGAAAUCUCAAGUCCGCGUUAUGCUAGAACGGCACAACAUUGAAGGUCGAUGGUGUGAUGUACGUAUACCAAAUAGUAAAGAUAAACAUGUGAAUAAAGUUCCGCGUAAAGUAUUUAUAGGUCAAGUGUCUGAAGACGUAGAUGAAGAUGCAUUAAAAAAUUAUUUUAUCAAAUUUGGUGAAAUAUCAGAUUUAUUUUUACCCAGACCACAUAGAGGUUUUGCAUUUGUGACAUUUACUGACCCUUUAUCAGCUCAAAAGGUUAUUGGUAAAGAUCAUAAAGUUGGUGACUGUAGUGUGGUGUGUACAGAAGCUAUACCAAAAAAAGAAAUGGCUCCCAAAUGGAAUGAUUACGAUAGUAGAGACAGAGUUAAGGAUAGGAGAAGAGAACGAUCGCCCAAUCAGCCACAAGCCUGGUCCCAAGAUCACGUUUGGGACUAUGAUCAGGAAUAUUAUGACCGGUUAUAUAGCCGAGGAAGUGGUCAUCAAUCAGUCAAUAAUAGUUAUGGAAAUGAUAAGAAUAUAAAUUCAGACAUGGUAGCAGCUGCAGUGAACAAAGCAGUAAUGGGAGUGAUUGGAAAUUUGAAAGGACAGGGUAAUCAAGGUGAUAAAUUACCAGGAACAGAUGAUUGGUGGAUGAGGAGAUGAAUAAGUUAUUAAAGUCAAAUAUUAUCUUUGAUAUAUGUUUAUAAAUAAAUGUCCAUCAAACUAGUAUUGAUAUUAUAGAAUUGAUUUUGACUACCCAAGAUUAAUGGGGAAAAAAUCAAUAAAUACAGCUAUUCAAUUAUUAAUAAAUUAAAUGUUAAUACACCAGUCAUUGACUAUCACUUGCAAGUUCCUCGAUAAUAUUCUUACUAUAGGUACAAAACAAACUGUAUUCAAAUAAAUUUUAUUUUAAUAAUAUGUUGUAUAGAUGAUUCGUGCAUUCACUUAAAUUGACAAUUCUACAUCUGUAUUAUCACAUUUUUUUUUUUUAAAUAUCUUUCAACUGAAAUUUAAUGUAAACAUUACAUCACAUCUUACCCUCAUUUAAUUUAAUUUAGUAAAGAAAAGAAAAAAAAUUAUUGUUAUAUUAUCUUCACUGUUGCCAUUUUUGUUUAUUUUUUAAAGGAUUUUAAUCAAUUGUCGGUAUGAAAAAAUAGAACAAACAAAUUUUAACAAAAUUAUGAUUUAAAAAAAGUGUCUUAUUAUUAUUUAUUAUUAAAUUAUACAUUUUUGGAAUAAUUUUUUUUCUUACCAAUGUAGAUAGAAUUACAUUAUUAUAGAAUUUAUGAAAUAUUUAUGUUUGUUUCUUUCUACAUAAUCGCGUUCAUUUUCCCAAUACAAUAUUAUGUACCUCUAUAUUAUAUGUCUUUCUUAAUUAAAUUAUAUUUUCAUAAACACUACAGUAAAGUUUGUUCACAUUGUUUUUAAAUUUAAAAGUUAAGUAUAUGUGUUAUUCAAAUUAAUAUUCAUAAUAAAAAUAAAAAUGUUUCGUGUAAUAUUUUUUUUUUUUAAGAAUAUUAUUUAUCAAUUUUUCCAAUUUAUAUAAAUGUCCUAUAUAAUUUUUUAAAGAAUAUAUAUUAUAUAUUAACUAUUUGUUUGAAAUUUGUACUCAUAAUAAAACAUUUGUUUCUACUUACAAAUUUUUAACUGUAUUAUGAGGACCUCACACCCGCAUGAUAUUGUGUUUUCUGUCUUAUAAACGUAUACAUAAAAUUCAACAGAACCAAUUUUGUUGAGUGAGAUAUUAUAUGUGUUUUUAAAAUAUUUUUAUUUUUGACUUAUAAUAUUUUACAGUUAUGCCUGAAUAAAAAUUAAAAUAUUGUUAACAUUUUUACCUUUGAUAAUAGUUAUAUUCACUGUAAUAUUAAAGUUAUCUAUACAAAAUUUGGUUUGCUGAACAUACAUUUUCUAUAUUAUAAGCUUGUAAGAGGGAGAUAACACAUAAUAUAUGGUGUGACUUUCUCUUAAAUAUAAUAUAGGUAUCUCAAUUGUGGGCAAACUACAUCCCGCUACUGCCUACUGCACUCAAUGCAGCUGGUAAACCAUAAUUUUAGUUUGUAGGAUAACUAUAAAUGAUACAAAAAAAAUAAGUGUAAGCAUCUUUUUGCCCUUCGUUAAAAAAGUUUGCCCGUUCCUGAGAUAUCUAGUACCAGUUUGAAACAAAUAUUUUGGUUAUUUAACUGAAAUUUUGAUUGCCAUUCAAUAUAAUAAAUUAUGUCCACUAUGUCAAUCAUUAAGUAGAAUAACAGUGAUUCUCACAAGUGCACAUUUUUUUUUUUUAUCAGUAUGAAUAAAUUUUUUUUAGAUUUAUUAUUUUGCAAACAAACAAUUACUAUUACAAUAGAUUAUAUAAUGAAUUUAUAGAAUGCAAUACAAUGUAUUGUAUAUUAUUCAUGUUAUGUUACUUUUGUGAAAUAAGGUUGCAAAGAAAUAUUAAUUUU